Molecule: messenger RNA, 3291 nt
Organism: Myotis myotis
Lineage: Eukaryota; Metazoa; Chordata; Mammalia; Chiroptera; Vespertilionidae
Gene: DNAJB2
Product: DnaJ heat shock protein family (Hsp40) member B2
Exons: 7
Coding region: 258-1439 (393 amino acids)
Biological process (GO): positive regulation of proteasomal ubiquitin-dependent protein catabolic process; protein refolding
Cellular component (GO): cytosol; endoplasmic reticulum membrane
Molecular function (GO): ATPase activator activity; Hsp70 protein binding
Source: RefSeq, a predicted model, not a curated record
GGGGGCUGCUGCGAUAGGGCUCCCUGGGCCUGGGCACCGAGAUAGCCGGUGGCACCGGCCUGCGGGGGCCGAUAAGGCUGCUCGAGCGAGCCUAGUCACCGCCGCGAGCAGAGCCCGGUGGGCUCCGCUUCCCCUGGAAACGCCGCCCGCCACCUGGGGGGGCUCCGGCCCCAGGGAGGCGCCCUUGGGUCUUUCUUCCUGACUCGUCCUUCUCUCCUGCAGCCCGCGGAGGCCCGCCUGACUGCUGACAAGUUGCCAUGGCAUCCUACUAUGAGAUCCUAGACGUGCCGCCCAGUGCCUCCGCAGAUGACAUCAAGAAGGCGUACCGGCGGAAGGCUCUUCAGUGGCACCCAGACAAGAACCCGGAUAAUAAAGAGUUUGCUGAGAAGAAGUUCAAGGAAGUGGCGGAGGCAUAUGAAGUGCUGUCAGACCAGCAUAAGCGAGAGAUCUAUGACCGCUAUGGCCGGGAAGGGCUGACUGGAGCAGGAACUGGCCCAUCUCGGGCGGAAGCUGGCAGUAGUGGGCCUGGCUUCACCUUCACCUUCCGCAGCCCCGAGGAGGUCUUCCGGGAGUUCUUCGGGACUGGGGACCCUUUUGCGGAGCUCUUUGAAGAACUGGGCCCCUUCUCAGACCUUCAGAACCGGGGUUCCCGGCCCGCAGGCCCCUUCUUUGCCUUCUCUACCUCCUUCCCUGGACACACUGGUAAGUGCUGUCCCUUCCCAUUUUCACCAUCUCUGCAUCCUGGAACCCCUCGCCUCAGCUCCUGGCUUUUCCAAGGCUCUCUGGUGCAUCCGGAGCCCUGCCUGUGGAGAGAGCACACAGGUUCCUGGCCCAUUGUGACUGCAGCCUGCUGCAUACAACCCCGGUCUAACAACCUCUCCUCCUCCUCCUCUGUCCCAAUGCCAGAAAUCUCCUCCUCGUCUUUCUCCUUCAGUCCUGGGGCUGGUGCUUUUCGCUCUGUCUCUACAUCCACCGCCUUUGUCCAGGGACACCGCAUCACGACACGCAGAAUCAUGGAGAACGGGCAGGAGCGGGUGGAAGUGGAGGAGGACGGGCAGCUGAAGUCAGUCUCGAUCAAUGGUAUCCCAGACGACCUGGCACUGGGUUUGGAGCUGAGCCGUCGGGAACAGCAAUCGGCUGUUACUUCCAGAUCUGGGGGCGCUCAGGUGCAGCGGUCCCCUGCCUCACGCCCUUUUGGCAGCAGCUUCUUGGAGGAGGAUGAGGACAUGCAGCUUGCCAUGGCCUACAGCCUGUCAGAGAUGGAGGCAGCUGGGAAGAAACCGGCAGGUGGGCGGGACGCACAGCGAAGACGGCAGGGGCAGCCCAAGGCCCAGUACCAAGAUCCGGGCAUGGGGGGGACUCAGGAGAGUGCAAGGAGUGACACAGCCAAACCUGGCUCACCCGUGGAGGUUAAGGCCGCUCAGUGCCUCAUCCUCUGAUCGCCAAGCUCAACCCACCCCAAUUCUGGGUGACCUGGGUCCUGCUCACUGUCAGAACAGAGGGGGAUGUGGCCCCUCCAACCCCAUGCUCCCCCUACAGUUUCCCUCCAGGUCCCCUGCCCUCUGGUGUGGACUCAGGCUUUGCUCUGCUGAGCUGAUAGGUCCCUGGUGAAGCCCAGCGGUGGGAGGACCUGAGGAGCCAGGAUGCACUUCUUAUGUGAUGGGGGCUUUCUAAGGGGCAUUAGUGGUUUGGGGCAGGCCUUCUGUGCCCAGCAACCUGUGUUGCUGAUGAUGUCAAGGAAGGAGGACUUGGCCUGGGGUUCUCUGAGCCCGAGUCGGCAGCUCCACUGGGGAGUCUCGGCUCCCCCUGUCCAGCUGCGGGCACCCUGCCCUGGUUUCUGUGCUGUGCUGAGCUCUGACUGUCUCUGUUGCUUCCCUUCUGGUGCUGCUGCUCUUCCUUACUCUGCAAUUCCCCGUGGGCCGCAUCGCUUGCUUUCACUGCUGUCUGGCUAGGACUCCCUUCUUCCUUCCCCAAGAAGGCCUCUGUGUGUCGAGGAAGAUGCUGUGGCCGGUAGGGCCAUAAGGUCUUCCGGGGAGGCUGGCUGGGUGGGGUGGGAGCCUCUGGGCCAUCCAGAUUCGGAACCGGAGCCCGCUCCUCCUCCCUUCUUCUUGCUGCCUCAGCCUGCCCUAGGCCUUGGGACUAGGCAGAGGUGAGGCUGGCUAACCCGGGAGCAGUGGGAUAAAGCCAGGGUGCCCAGGAGGGAGGCCUACAAGGGGACCGUGCCCCAUCCCACUUCACCAUGCGUCAGGGCUCAGGGAGAGGCCACAGGGCCAGUCCAGGUCUGCAUGCUCUGUGGCACCACCCUCCACGGCUUGCUGCUGACCCUCUCUCCUGUCACCCACCCCCACUCUCUUCCCAGAUGUGUUCUGAGCUGGAUGUCCGGGAUCCAGAGUCGAUGCACAGUUCCUACAGGACAGCGCCCUCCUCUGUGGGCUGGGAGGGGACUCUCCAUUCCUCUCCCUCACCUGUGCUGAGCAUAGAGCUGGGCCUGGGUGGUGGGUGGGGUCUGGGUGGGAGACGUCAGUAGUCUUAGCCUGUAAACUCUUCACUGGGUGGUUGGUGCUGUCUCUUGGAGACUACUAGUCCCAGAAUGCAACACACCCUGCCUCAUUUCUGAUAGAUUGUGCUUGGGGGAAGUGGUGUGUGGUUAUGGAGCUGUGCAUCUUGGGACAUGUAGUUCCACUCCAGGUCGGCCUGUCACUGGCUGUGAGAUGGGGAGAACUUAUCAUUUGAUAUGCCCCUAGCAGGGAUGGUGAAAAUGUGGAUGAAGGGGUAAUGGUCUGAGCUUCCAUUCCCCUGACACCUCUUGCUAGCAGCAGGGUUAGCGUGUAGAAAUGUGUAGAAAUCAAAGCCCUGUGGCAUCUGGGAGAGGCUCUUUUCUUGUGGACAGUACAGGGGUCUGAGGAACAGCUGGGACGGGAUCACUAAAAGCUGAUGGGUGUGGACUGGCAGAGAGCUUGAAGGGAAGGGCCCUCUGGGGUGUGUGUGUGUGUGUGUGUGUGCGCGCGUGUGGAUCUGGGAUUGGCAUGCGAUGGGAACUCCAGGCAUGUUGCUGCUUGUAUGGCUUCUAUGGCCUCUGACCCUGCUGACCAUUCUUUCCAACACCACAGCUGAGCUGCCUCUCCUCCUCCCUGCCUGGGGAGCCCCAUGGCCAGGGAGGGGAGUGGUGGAGCUGGGGUAUGCCAGACCCUGUGACAUUGUGUCUCAGAGACCUAUCAAAGCCAGCUGGGCUGAGCUCAGGCCAGAGGGAAACACUGGAAGUUGGUCAAUAAAGCUGAGUUUGGAGAGCUC